UCAGGUUGGAGGAUAUUACAGCCAGAUUUACAUCCAAAAACGACAUAUUUUUCAGAUGGUGGUUCAGUGCUGAUUACAAUUUCACUUUUACGAUGUUGUGGUCUCCCUUUCUAGUCAAAUCCGUUGAUGCUGAUCCCAAUGCUAGUUCUUUCUACAGAGCCACGAAGCUUUAUCUAGAUGAGGCAGAUAGAGCAUGGGCCAGUAAUUGAAAAUUUUGGCCAUGUGAUUUUUCCAUUGGACAAUGGUUCUUCCGACCAUUGAUGUUCUAUGAAAAUGGGGAAGUUGUUGGGUGUCAAAGAUGCGAGAAGAACAUGACAGAGCUUAACUUCUACGGAUACAACAGGGCAUUCCGAACUGCCUUCAGAACUGUCAUAGAUUUUAACGGGUUCAAGGGGUUGACUUUUUUGGUGCCUCACUCUCCGGAACACUUUGAGAAUGGGUUGUGGAAUGAGGGUGGGAUGUGUAACAGAACAAAGCCCUUUACCAUGGAAGAAAGAGGGGUGUAUAAAAAUGGGGAUAUUCUGGAGACAUUGCAUCAGAUACAAACGGAGGAGUUUGAGGAAGCGGAAAAGGAAACAAGGAAAAAGGGUUUGCGGUUUGGUUUGAUAGAUAUAUCUGAUGUAAUGGCAAUGAGGCCUGAUGGGGCAUCCUAGUAGAUAUGGGAAAGUGGUUGAUAAGAAUGUGACGGUUAGUGACUGUGUUCACUGGUGCAUGCCUGGUCCAAUUGAUACGUGGAAUGAGUUUUUGAUCUAUGUAAUGAAAUUGGAAGGGGAAAAUGGUAAUCCAUUAUGAUCUGUAUAUAUUAUGAAUUGUAAGGGAUGAAUUUGACACCCAAAUAAACCUUCGAGAUUGCUCUGGGUUGUGGUGGUGUUUUUUUAAGACACCAUGCACCAUGAAGCCGUGAAGGUGCUAUUAUUUUUGCUUUUUCAUGUAACUCAGGUUAGUGUUCAAUUUUAUUGAUAGCACU
This is a messenger RNA of Glycine soja, 967 nucleotides long. Its product is annotated as protein trichome birefringence-like 19. The record is from RefSeq and is a predicted model, not a curated record. Gene Ontology annotation, molecular function: transferase activity. Lineage: Eukaryota; Viridiplantae; Streptophyta; Magnoliopsida; Fabales; Fabaceae. The coding region runs from base 261 to 653 and encodes 130 amino acids. The transcript has a single exon.